CAGUGGAGAUUGACACGGAAAAGGGCCGAGGAUCUGUCGCCUGGGUGCGCUAGGAUUACUCGUGCAUUUGGUUAACGGAUUAAUUUCGGACUGCGGAAUGCUUCUUACGAGCUGCUGCCAUUCUUGAGUACGCACGUGGGAUCUGAGAGACCGGUGUGAGCGGUAGCCCACAGCUCCACCCCUUUGGACGAGCUGGCUGCAGUCGGAAUGUUUGCCAGCGGGAUGUUGCAGCAAAGCAGCGUGGGAAACAAGCGUUCCAUGGGCAUUCCGCGUUUCUCCAACUCCCACUUCCUCCCGCUGGGAUCCAGCUCUGGAUCCAGGUCAGGAUCUGCCAGCUCGGGUCUAGGACGGUCCGCUAAAAGUGGCUCCCUGAGCUCCAUCAGCUCCGGCUCGGAUAAUCUGGAUGUGCCUGGCACUGACCCGGACUACAUCAUGCAGCUAGUCAGUGAUGUUCGAAAAUUCGCAGACUUGCUGCUUCGUCUCAAGGAGGCUUUUAACUCCAAAGAGCACCAAGACUGCCUUCACCGGGUGGUUCAUGAGCGUCUGGGGGAGCUGUUGCGUGUGCUGAAGUCUGUGAUUGGCACACACCCAACACUGAACUCUGUGGACAUCCUCAGUGCAGCUGGAACAGUCAUCGCAAAGGUUAAAGGUGUGAAUUUCAAGGAGGUCAAUGAAGAUAGCAGACAGGAGCUCUUUGGGGAGAUCUACUCAUCCAUAGAUACGCUGGCCUUCACCUUCGGCAAUGUAGUAUCUGACUUCCUUAUGGGUGAUGUAGAGAGCGGAUCUUCACUGGGGCGUGCCCAGACCCGCAGGAGUAGGUCGUCGGAGAACCUGUCGGUGGAGUCUGGGAGAUGUGUUCCAGAGAGUGACGACCCUCCAGGUCCCUCUCCACCUGUGCGGUUGGAGGAGUUGGACAGUGUGCUCCUGGAGUGUGACAGUGGGGUGGAGUCAGCUCUUCUCUAUGCAAAAGCCUGGUCUAAGUACACAAAGGAGCUGCUGACCUGGGUUGACAAGCGACUUAAUAUGGAUAUGGAGAGCGCCAAAAGCCUGGCCAAAAUGGCGGAAUCCGCAAAGGCUCUAGCAAGUCAGCAGGAGCAUAUGCCGUUCAGGGAUAUCUACAUGUCAGCCUUUGCCAACGAUCUGGAGUACAGCCAGGUCCUGCUACAUACAGCUUCUUCCCUCCAGACCAAUAAAUUCAUGCAGCCGCUCCUGGCACGGAAGAACGAGUUGGAUAAACUGAGGAAGGAGGUGAAGGAGCAAUGGCAGAGAGAACAGAAGAAAAUGCAUGAAGCUGAGAGUGCUCUGAAGAAGGCCCGGGUCCUGAGAGACCAGAGGCAGGAGGAGUAUGAGCGAGCGCGAUGCUGUACCAGCCGUGCUGAGGAUGAGCUACUGGGCACAGGAGGAAAACAGCUGGAGAAGAGACGACGCCUGGAGGAUGAAGCACUUCAGAAGGCGGAGGAAGCUCAAGAACAUUACAAGCACUGCAUUUCGGAUGUGGGCACCAAGCGAGUGGAACUGGCCAAUGCCAAAAGUGCCAUCCUCGCUCAGCUUCGCGCCAUUAUCUUUCAGUGUGAUCUAACUUUGAAAGCAGUGACAGUGAACUGGUUCCAGAUGCAGCAAGCUCAGGUGGUGUCCCUGCCUGUGAACAAUCAGACUCUGUGUGAAAGCGCGAAACUCUACGAGCCAGGGCAGCGCUACACAGAGUUCGUAAGGGGCCUUGCCUCGGACAGGAGCAGAGCAGAGUCCUUCACCUUCCAUCUAGCUGGGACUCAGAAUGCAGGGUCUCCGCUCACCAAGAGGUCCGUGAGCAUCACCCAUUCGUCCCAAGGGAACCUGUCCCAGGUAUCUGGCACUUCCGGAGACUUCUUGAGCUUGGAUGAAGUGGAAGGUCCUAUACCUGCAGGGAAGAUUGCUGAGAGAUGCUCCCACAGCAGCACCGAUAUUCAAGCUCUGCGGAUCCAGACUCCAUUUAAAACAUGGGCAGUGGGGAGUCAAGGAGGGGGAAUGUGCAGUGAUUCAGAGAGUGCAGGAGGCAGUAGUGAGUCUCGCUCGAUGGACUCCCCUACAGCCAGUCCAGGGGACUUUAAGAGGAGACUUCCCCGGACCCCUUCUACGGGGACCAUGUCUUCAGCAGAUGACCUGGAUGAGAGAGAGCCCCCUUCUCCUUCUGAUAAUGGUCUGAGUGAAAUGGUGACAGAGACAGCCAGUUCUCCCGGACCUUUCCGGAACACGCAGAUGUCAAAAGCAGCACAAACACACAAGCUGAGGAAACUGCGAGCGCCAUCGAAAUGCAGAGAGUGCGACAGCCUGGUGGUGUUUCAUGGUGCUGAGUGUGAGGAGUGUUCAUUAGCCUGCCAUAAGAAGUGUCUGGAGACUCUGGCCAUCCAGUGUGGUCAUAAGAAGCUGCAGGGGAAGCUCCACCUGUUUGCCGUGGAUUUCGCUCAGGCCGCAAGGAACAGCCCUGAUGGAAUCCCCUUCAUCAUCAAGAAGUGCACGUCUGAGAUUGAGAACAGAGCCCUCGGCAUCAAGGGAAUCUACCGGGUGAAUGGGGCCAAAUCACGAGUAGAAAAGCUAUGUCAAGCUUUUGAGAAUGGCAAAGAUUUGGUGGAGCUGUCUGAUCUCUACCCUCAUGACAUCAGCAAUGUGCUCAAACUGUACCUGCGCCAGCUUCCAGAACCUCUCAUCCUGUUCCGUUACUAUAAUGACUUUAUCGGACUGGCGAAGGAGAGUCAGAGCGUUAUUGUGGAUGAGAUGGAGGCGUCCUGUGGAAGUCCAGCUUCCGAGGCACUUCCCAUCAGUGUUGAGCUCAACCGCGUCCUCUUCAAGAUCAAAGACCUGCUGCGCCAGUUGCCAGUAGCCCACUACAAAACACUGCAGCUGCUCAUGCAACACCUGCACAGAGUGACAGAAAAGGCCGAGGAGAACAAGAUGACGGCCAGCAACUUGGGCAUCAUAUUUGGCCCCACGCUGAUCAAGCCACGGCAAACAGAUGCCGACAUCUCGCUCUCCUCACUGGUGGACUACCCCUACCAGGCCCUGAUUGUCGAGCUUCUCAUCAGACAUUACGUGAUGAUCUUCGACACUCCUCUGAGCCCCCUCCCAGCCACCUCCCCCACGGGGGAGAACUCCCCCCUGCCCAUCAAAUCCCGCUUGACUCCGAAUGAAAAGGAGCAGCGACUGAACCGCCACUCCAGGUCCCUGGUGGACAUUAAGGAGCAGCGUCAGUGCACCAAGACAUAUAAGAGGCACUCCUCUGUCAUCCCUUCUACCCACCUCCUGGAGGAGGUGAAGGAGGUGAAAUUAAGGACAGACGGGAAAGAUUUUGCUCCAGUUGUGGAUGUUGAUUCAGACAACCUGAAUGGACUGCUGUCCUCAAGUGUCCCUGAAGGACAGAACUCACCUGGACUGGGGAGGAGGAACCACAUGAGCAGGGUGCAGCUCCGCCCACCACGACCCAAAAUGGUGUCCCGCCCUCUCAGCAUGCCAGCCGAGCGCCUCCUCAACCCUACCCGGGUCGACGAGCGCAAUGCCCGCAACUCUGCCCACCAAAUGGAGGUCAGAGGUUGCAACCCUGCCAUCGAAGAGGUAUCUGAAGAAGAGAAGCCCAGAGUGAGGGCCAGGAGCCACUACAGGAAUACCUCCAUUGACACACACACUCUGCGCAGGACUUGGGAUAAGCAGUACAAGCAUUAUGACAUCACUGCACGGACUGCUGCAAUCGUGGGCAAGCUUCCAGCAAACAGCGAAGCAGCUUGCACUAACUCACUUUCUACAUCUCCAUCACUGGACUCCUUGUCUGAGUAUGCCAAAACCAGCGUCAAAGCCAUCUACACUAACAAGCCCAGCGUAGCUGCUGGGCGAUUCGGACCAACUCUUCACAGAGAGGGGAACGUUGUUGACUACAGCCCCGCACCUGCUGCCUUCAGACCACCCCGAACCCUGCAGCCUCCUCCUGGAACCUUCUACAAACCACCAGGCAGCCAGGCCAGAGCACCAGUGGACACCUGUGCAAAAACAACAGCAUUAAGCACGAACAGUGCAGAGGAGGAGGAAGAGGAGGAGGAGGAGGAGGAAGAAGAAGAGGAGGAGUUCUGCCUGGAGGUCUCGGUGGAUGGCCCCGAGGCAGAGGCUGACCGCGUAAGCCCUCUGUCCCCUCCUCAGUCUCCCAGUUCCAGCCCAGAGGAGGGGGAUCAGAGCCAAAUUAAGCCAGUCUACCAGAGACUCCGGGCCAGACAUGUGCAGGACUUUGAGAACAGGGAAGCCCAUUUCGUGUAAGGAGAUGCCAGAACUGUAUAAGAUCAUAUUACUGUAUGUAUAAGCAAUUGCAAGUGUGUAUAUAUACACAGCAUAUAUAACUGAACUGUGAAGAGACCCAAUGAAGUGGUGUGGGUGUCUGGUGGUGGUUUGUAUGUGUAACACGCACACACCCACACACACGUACACACACACUAUUAUAUUACUCGUUAUGUUUGCAAAUGGCAGCUUGUAAUGAUCGAACAAGCUCAUGGACCAGUAUUAAUACACAAUGCACUUAGCUGAUCUUUAAAAAAUAAAGAUGAAACUGUUCAUCUAAACAUUAGGCCCGACUUAAAUGUAAAUAAGGAUACAAAGUCAUGAGAGUAAAUGCACAACAAAGAUUUUAAAGACGCUACUCGGAGCAGUAGCAGGACUGCUAUUGAAUCGUGCAAUUACAUUUUUUAUAAUUUGCAUUGUACUAAACUUUUAAUAUAUACUUUCAUUAUAUAUUUUUUUUGCGUUUUGUGUAUGUUUUAUACCAAAAACAAGUUGAUCAAAACUGUUACAGUUGCGUGGUAUCAUCACUUACAUCAUCUUACAGCAAAUUAAUGCACUUACAAAGACCAAGUCUUCGGUCGUGUCAGCCGCGGGACAUUUGUAAUGCAGUAUUUUUUCAAGAUUACUUGUGCUUCGCAGAACAGAAAGAGACUGUAUCCACGUGUUUGUCAAAGCUAGGUGUUUGUACAUGUGACUUUUUAUUAUUAUUCACUCAUUACACAUGUGCUGAUUUUAUGUAUUAUUUACUUACAGUUUUGUGCACAGACCAUGUUUAUAUAUUUUUACAUUAACGUUUAGACCCUUUUUCUGUGGGUUUUCAGAAAUAUCUUAAUCAUUAAACAUACCUUCCCAAAGGUUUAAAUAUAAUUGUAUACAAGUUUAAGAUAUCUCAGCAACCAUCGAAAAGUUUAACUGCGUCAACAAGAGAUCUGGCCAAAAUAAGUGCUUCUUUUACUCUAUGUAACAGUCUGACGCAUACUAGGGGUCCUCCUGGUAUUGUUUUACCUUUUAUUCAAGUGUACGAAACAGGUAGCCUACAUGUGAUAACUCACUUUUGUAAUUUAUUAAAAAAUGUUGACCACAAA
Electrophorus electricus (electric eel) is the source of this 5378-nucleotide messenger RNA. RefSeq names its product Rho GTPase activating protein 29a (gene arhgap29a). Gene Ontology annotation, biological process: activation of GTPase activity; signal transduction. The record is from RefSeq and is a predicted model, not a curated record. NCBI's taxonomy places the organism in Eukaryota, Metazoa, Chordata, Actinopteri, Gymnotiformes, Gymnotidae. Gene Ontology annotation, cellular component: cytoplasm. Gene Ontology annotation, molecular function: GTPase activator activity.